AUAGCCUCGGGGCUAACUGUACAAGUAGGUUGUGCAACAAAUGAUAUAUGUCAAGUUGACUAUAGUUCGAUGGAAGACUAUGGAACAUACUAUGAUAACUAUGAAAACUAUAAAAUGGAUGAACGCCCUACUGUUCAGUAUACCGUUUGCAAAUUUUGGCCAAGUGGAUUUAUGUUCAAGAAAUUAUACAAAAAAGGAAAACAAUGUGAAGCAGGGUGGCCAUGUUGUCGUCCCAAUUCAAUUUGCAACAAGGAUGGACUCUGCGAAACAGAAAAAGGUUUGAAUGAAAUAGAAUUUCAUGUCGAUAAAAGAAAAUGCGAUAAAGGAAAGUUUCCAUGUAAAAAAAGUGCUCUUGAUGCUAUGAAUAAAUUCCGAAUUCAACUUGCUGCCGGAAAUAUUUCGGCCAAAAAUGGAAAUUUUCCAAUGGGAAAAGAAAUUUACAAAUUGAGAUUGGAAAAAAUAAGUGAUGAAAUAAAAUAA
Messenger RNA from Dracunculus medinensis (Guinea worm), 480 nucleotides. The record is from the annotation of a GenBank genome assembly. NCBI's taxonomy places the organism in Eukaryota, Metazoa, Nematoda, Chromadorea, Rhabditida, Dracunculidae.